GGAGUCCGGCCAGAGCAGCUGCCUUGCCCCAAGACCAUGCUGGCAAACCUGCUGGAUGCCAUCCCAAAUAGCUGCCAUUUGCUGUUGCUGCUGGUGGUGGUGCUUUUGUUGCUGUUCGCCGGUAACUGGGCUGCUGAAAACGUGAGAAUAUCCUGGGUAAGUAAGGCUCAGCCUUUGGACCCAGGUGAGAUCUGGGGUUCUGGUUCUUGGCACCGAGAACAGCAUAGCCUACCAACCGGUUGCUGCUGGACUCGCUGCCUCAAGUGGGAGAGAGUUCCACAGUCUUUACUACGCUGCAUGAACGAGGGCUGCAUUUUAUCUGCCCUCAAUCUUUCAACAUUCAGCAUUGUUGAGCAUCCGCGAGAUCUAGCAUUGUGAGAGAGGGAUAGAAUUCAAGUUCCAAGAAAGGAGAUUCCGACAAAACAUUUGGGAAAACUUGUUGAUGGGAAGAGCUGUUUGACAGUGGAACUGGUGGACUCUGCUCAGCUUUAGCUGAGAUUCCUGCAUUGUAAGGGGUUAGAAUAGAUGACCUUUGGGUCUCUUCCAACUCUUAAGAUUCUGUGAUUCUCCCUCUGCUUUCUCCAUGCAGUGCAUAACUUUAAAAACUUUUAACAAACUAUUCUGGCACCUCUUAUGUGCCUUUUAAAAAAAGUCCCAAAGGUUAAAUAACAACAAUGUAUUAUUUAUACCCCGCCCAUCUGGCUGAGUUUCCCCAGCCACUCUGGGCAGCUUCCAACAAAAUAUUAAAAUACAGUAGUUCAUCAAACAUUAAAAGCUUCCCUAAAGAGGGCUGCCUUCAGAUGUCUUCUAAAAGUUUGGUAGUUAUUUUUCUCUUUGACAUCUGGUGGGAGGGCAUUCCACAGGGUGGGUGCCACCACCGAGAAGGCCCUCUGCCUGGUUCCCUGUAAUUUGGCUUCUCGCAGUGAGGGAACCACCAGAAGGCCCUUGGAGCUGGACCUCAGCGUCUGGGUAGAACGAUGGGGGUGGAGACGCUCCUUCAGGUAUACUGGACUGAGGCCAGUAAAUGCUAAAACCUUUCUUCAUAGAAAGUAUGACUAAAACAACCGUUUAGUUUUCCUGGCUAAACAUGUUUAGCUCCCUCGGGAGAUGGUGGACCAGGGGCACCAACUAUGGGGGGCUGUGGGUGCCUGAGGUCUCUCGAGAUCUUGGAAGCUGAGUUUCGGUACCACUGGAAGUCAGGUUCCAAGGCCGGUGGGGAGGGACGUCAUGACAUGGGGCCCAAGUUGGCUCCCCUGUGGUGGAUUCUCCUUCCUUGGAGGUUUUUAAGCAGAGGUUGAAUGGCCAUCUGUCAUGGGUGCUUUUAGCUGAGAUUCCUGCCUCGCAGGGGGUUGGACUAGAGGACCCUUGGGUGUCCCAAUUCUACAAUUCUAUGAAACCAGCCCUCCCCUCGCUUGUGAUUCCUAGCUGCAAGGGGCUUUCAGAUGCAGAUCACCUCUGACAGUGGAGGCAGAGGGACAGAUCCAUCUUUGCACUCUCUUUGCACCGGCAUUUCUUCUAUCCGGACAAAAUGACCCCCCCUCUCCUCUCUCCCUCUGUGCUGUUCUGAUGCUUUCAGAGGAAGCAGUGAGGGCCAAUUCUUUAAAACAGGAUUGGACAAGUUCAUGGAGGAGGAGAAGGCUAUGGAUGGCUCCCAGCCCCAUUAGCUCUGCCUCCACAUUCAAAGUUGAGUUUCCAUUGAAAUGAGGCUGUAUUUUAAUGUUUUAAUGUUGUAUUUUAAUCUUGUUUUUAAGUUGUAUUUCAAUCAAUUUGUUUUUAUAUCGGGUGUUAGCCGCCCUGAGCCCGGUCUUGGCUGGGGAGGGAGGGAUAUAAAUAAAUUUUAUUAUUAUUAUUAUUAUUAAAGGCAGGAAGGCUUGUGAAUUCAAGCUGCUGGGAUCCACAGGAGGCAAAGGCGCUCUUGGGCUCAGAUCCCGCUUACGGGUUUCCCAUAGAGCAGCCCUUCUCAACCUGUGGGUCCCCAGAUGUUGUUAAACUACAACUCCCAUCACCCCUAGCUAGCAAGGCCAGAGCUCAGGGAUGAUGGGAGUUGUAGUCCAACAACAUCGGGGGACCCACAGGUUGAGAACUGCUGCCAUAGAGGGAUGUGGGUGGCCCCUGUGAGAGCAGGAUCCUGGGCAAGAUGAUGCAGCAGGCGCUUCUUAUGUUCUUAAGGGGAAAAAACUGAGGGGAACCUGAAACACACCAAGACUAACAGGGCCGGCACUACCAUGAGGCAGGGUGAAGCAGUGGCCAUAGAUGGCAAUCAGGGUGGGACAGAGCUCUGCCUGUGUGACAUGCAACCUGCCCUGCACCCACUGAACCAGGCCACUGUCCUCGGGGUGUAAGGAAGGAUGUUGAAAUAAGAUUCAGCCGUUUGCCCAGGAGGAGAAACUCCUUGCCUUUUGCUUCAGGCGGCAGAAAGCCUUGGACAGGCCCUGCAGACUACGAAAGGGAUUCAGUCCCGCUUGCCUUUUCCUCCCCUGCCUCUGUUGCCGCCUCCCUGCUUUGCCUUCAGCUCUGUUCUUUUCGCCUUGCUGUUCUCCGACAGGUUCCUCCUUGUCUCAAGAAGAAGCAGACCAAGCACCCAGCAGCAUGGAUAAGUAAGCAGCGGGCGCCCUCCCACCUUCCUGCCCCACCCCUGUGGCAGCCGGGAUGCUGCUGCUUGCGCCGCCACGCGGUUCAUGGGCUCUUCCUUGCCUUUCUUUGCAGCACCUUUAGAAGGAGCAAGAGACAUCAGCACAGACACGGAAGUGAGAUGGAACACAAGCACAGAAUCGGGAAAGAGGUGAGCCUCGAUUCCUGCAGUGCAGGGGGUUGGACUGGAUGACCCCGGGGGGUCCCUUUCAACUCUACAAUUCUGUGAUUCUAUGAAAAAUCAGACAGGCAGCAUCAUCUGUCCCAGUUCCCAAAAGGUCAUAGAAGUGUAAACACUGAGAGUCAUCUAGACCAUGGGUAGGCAACCUAAGCCCCGGGGGCUGGAUCCGGCCCAAUCACCUUCUCAAUCUGGCCCACGAACAGUCUGGGAAUCAGCAUGUUUUUUCAUUAGUAGAAUGUGUGCUUUUAUUUAAAAUGCAUCUCUGGGUUAUUUGUGGGGCCUGCCUGGUGUUUUUACACGAGUAGAAUGUGUGCUUUUGUUUAAAAUGCAUCUCUGAGUUAUUUGUGGGGCAUAGGAAUUCGUUCAUCCCCCCCCCCAAAAAAAAUAUAGUUCAUCCCCCCACAAGGUCUGAGGGACAGUGGACCGGCCCCCUGCUGAAAAAGUUUCCUGACCCCUGAUCUAGACGGACCACUAGCCUGAUCCAGCAUACUCUUAUUAAGUUCUUAUGCUGCUCUGCUUCUCUGGUUUUUCUUAGGUCAUGCGAGACCCUAAGCUUGCAUCGCACUCUGCACACCUUGGACAAGAACAUCCAGUAUCUCGCCUGGCAAAUGCAACGCAUCAGCGGCACGUAAGGAAAUCCUAGAAAACGGCAUGCACUUGCAGUCUGAGGGUCUUGCAGAUCCGAGCUUCCUUGGCACAGAGACGCCUUCACGCACACGCACACACCCCCGGAUGCCCUCCAGAUUAUUACUAUUUUAAUAUUUGUAUGCCACUCUUCAUGCAUAGAUCUCAGGGCGGUUCACGGCAGUAAAUAAAUAAUAAUAGUAAUAAUAAUAAUAAUUUAUUAUUUAUACCCCACCCAUCUGGCUGGGCUUCCCCAGCCACUCUGGGCAGCUUCCAACAAAAUAUUAAAAUACAAUAAUGCAUCAAACAUUAAAAGCUUCCCUAAACAGGGCUGCUUUCAGAUGUCUUCUAAAAGUCUGAAAGUUGUUGUUCUCUUUGACAUCUGGUGGGAGGGUGUUCCACAGGGCGGGCGCCACCACCAAGAGGGCCCUCUUCCUGGUUCCCUGUAACUUGGCUUCUCGCAGACAGGGAACUGCCAGAAGGCCCUCAGUGCUGGACCUCAGUGUCCGGGCAGAACGAUGGGGGUGGAGACGCUCCUUCAGGUCUACUAGGCCUUUGAGGCCGUUUAGGGCUUUCAAGGUCAGCACCAACAAUUUGAACUGUGCUUGGAAACGUACUGGGAGCCAGUGUAGGUCUUUCAAGACCAGUGUUAUGUGGUCUCGGCAGCCGCUCGCAGUCACCAGUCUAGCUGCUGCAUUCUGGAUUAAUUGCAGUUUCCGGGUCACCUUCAAAGGGAGCCCCGCAUAGAGCACAUGGCAGUAGUCCAAGCGAAAGGUGAAACACAAACCGAGCGGAUCAAUUUUCCAGGGGUUCCAGGCACAGGGUCUAUGUUUCCUUUUGGAAAUGAUGCACAUAAAGACACCACAGAUAUAUGGUUUAUUCACACAUAUAUACAAGCUGAGCCUACGAUGGAGGGCUUCACAGCAUUAACAUCCCCAAAGGGCCUUGCUUCGCCAAGCCACAGCCUUGGAGUCAAACAGAUAUCAAGCAUCUCUCUGUUUCUCUCAGGAAAGGGACCCCGAGGGUCAUCCAGUACAACCCCAUGCAACGCAGGAACCUUUUCCCCCACAUGGGACUCAAACCCACAACCCUGAAAUUAAGAGCCUCAUGCUCUACCAGCUCAGCUAUCUAAGUUCCCAUUACCUCACCAGGAAGCUAGCCUAGCUAUUCCGAGAAUUAGAUGUAUGCCAAGGCUUUCAGCCUAAUGCCAACUCAUAACAAUAUUUUAUUAUCUUUGGACUUUUGUCCCUCUGGGCAACGGUGCUUUGUGGUUUAUUUCUUUUUACCCUUCUGUUUUCUUUCACAAUGUUCUUCUUCUUGUUCUAAGAAAACUACUCCCUUUCCCUUAUGGGGUAUUCUAGAACCUGCAUAGCAUGGGUAGGCAAACUAAGGCCCGGGGGCCAGAUCUGGCCCAAUCACCUUCUUAGUCCGGCCCAUGGACGGCCCAGGAAUCAGCGAGUUUUCCAUGAGUAAAAUGUGUGCUUUUAUUUAAAAUGCAUCUCUGGGUUAUUUGUGGGGCAUAGGAAUUCGUUCUGCCCCCCCCAUAUAGUCCGGCCCCCCACCAGGUCUGAGGGACAGUGGACUGGCCCCCUGCUGAAAAAGUCUGCUGACCCCUGCCAUAUAGAGUCCUUUUGUAGGUUCUCUGUUAUUAGGAGAAAACAGCAGGGACCAAGCAGAGAAUAUUGAGAAGCAAAGCAGCUAGUAAACCUGAUCUUUAUUAAACUGCUGCAACAGGGUCCCCGCUCCCCACACACAGGAGGGAUAACCCUGAACAGUGGUGUGCAAGCUCUUAUAUAGACUUUUGAAAUUGCCCACCCUGUAGCCCAAGACCAACCCCCAAAACGUCAUACAUACAUCACAGGAGGAGGCUAUCUACAGUAGAACUCCUGCCUGCCAGGAUACCUGAUAAUGGUCACUGAUUGCAUUACCUGGGCAGCCUGGCCAUUCUUUUGUGAUGCUUAAUACUUUAGUUCCUGAAUCCAGGUCACAGGCUCACCUUAUUCAUACACAAAUACCCCCCUAAGAGAGGAUUUGCAAGUAAAAAGACAAUGGGAAGGCUUUCCCCAUUUGCCUCCCUUCCUGCAGGGGAAUAUUAGAGGUCACUGGGAGAGCUGAAAUGGCUUCAGGAUUGCUCUCCCGUACCUUUUCAGACACAUGGUUCAUAUAAUUAGAUAAGUGUGCAUUUAUGAGUACAGUCAUACCUUGUGUUGCGUUUGCUUCAGGUUGAGUGUUUUCAGGUUGCGUCCCGCGGCAACCUGGAAGUACCGGAAAGGGUUACUCAAAAUGACCGCAUGUGCAGAAGCAGCAAAUUGUGACCCGUGUAUGCGCAGACACGGAUUGCGUUCUGUUCAUGUUGUGAAUAGGGCUCCAGAACGGAUCCCAUUCGCAACCAGAGGUACCACUGUAUUCUAUAUUUGAGACCUUAAGAUUCUUGUAACAUUCCGUUGCUGGUGACAAACAAGACGAACCAAAAGAAGGCCUGUUCUGACCACCUUCCUUUGCCUUUCUGCCUCUCCCCUACCCUCUCCAGGAUCUCACGGACCCCGUCCAAUGUCUCCAUGGGGUCCGUCACCUCCAUCUGCAGCUGGGGCCAUUCCUCAGGAGGAGGAGGAGGAGAUAUAGAGGAGGAAGAGGUCGAAGUUGACACCACCUGCUACAGCUGGUCAGCAGUGCCCCCCUCCCUGGCUCCUACCUCCCUGAACAAAGCAGCGGCAGCCCCAGCAGCUCAUCUCCCCAAACCCCCCAGGGUGGUCUGCCACCAGCCCCCCCACCAGCCCCACCCCUGCCCCAAGCAGGACUCCAGCCUGUACCAGAAGCGGCUGCAGGGGCAAUGGGGGAGCACCACGCCCUGCUCAGACUCCACCACCAGGCGCAUCUGCACCCCCCCUCCCUGGCACCCCACCAACAAACACCCCAGCGGCCCGGCCCACCCACCAAAACCGUCCAACAGGAUCGGCUUCCUAGACUACAAGUCCCAAGAGCUGCUCAACUGGCACGUCCACACCAAGCAACGCCAGAAGGAAGAGGACGCAGUGCUGGCAAUGCUCUCUCGCCGGGACCCCAGCCCCAAAGGCAGGGCCUGGCUGGUCAGCCUCGAAGCUCCCAAAGGCGGGGUCCCUCAGUGGCCCGCCGGCCCGCAGCUGCCCACAGGCCAGAGGUCGCGCAGCCGCACGCCCCCUCAGCCCCACCCGGCAGGCCGCCAGAGCCCGCCCAAGACCCUCCACGUGCGCAGUCCGUGCCCCAGGCCCCCCACGCCGCCCCGGGAAGAGCUACUGACUCCCCCCAUCCUCGUAUGCAAGACCGUGAGUCACAGCAGCCUCCGGAGCCUGGCCACGGGCGAGGUGGGCAGCGAGGCUGCCAAGGAGGGCCUGGAGACUCUCCUUGGCCUCUUCGGCCCUGGCAAAAGCCCCCUGGCCAAGGAGCUGAGCAGACCCGGGACCCCCAAGGAGAAGGAGAGGGAUGUCGGGGGCAGUCGGAGGCCCCACAGCAACCCCAAGGAGACCAGAGCCGCCAGCCCGAAGGCCAGAGCCGCCAGCCCAAAGGCAAGAGCCGCUAGCCCGAAGGCCAAGCCCUUGGAGAUUGAGAUCAGCGCCACCCUGGACCGCAAGGUGCGACGCCUGAGCUGGGCCGACGCCACUGCACCCGAAGCCCCCAGGCCGCUGGCAAUCCGCGACAUGAUGAGCACCACCCGCCCACCAGUCCUGGACCCGUUAUUCAUGUGCCAGGCGCAGUUGGAGAUGCCCUGCUUGGCCCUGGGCCCAGCCAAGGUGCAGCAGGAGGUGUGCCAGCCUGCUGUGCCACCCGGCAAGACCCCGUGCCUGGCCCACGCGCUGGUGGAGUCGCUGGACCAGGACCAAGCCGUGCAGGACCUGCACCAAGCCCUGGCCAAGGGGCUGGGGAAGGGGCGCGGCCGGCCGUGUGUGGAGUACCCUGUCUGCCUGCUGUGCGGCCGCUGCACUCCCUACUGCCCCCACCCACCCACGCGGUACAGCCCUUCCCUGGUGGUCUACCCCCGGCUGAGCGUGCGCGAAGGCGAGGUCCACAUGGGGCUGGGCUUCUUGCUGAAGAUCAAGCGGUCCGAGGCCAACGAGUGGGGGCUGGUGUGCAAGCCGGACGCCUCCCGGACGCGCCCGGGCAAAGAGGGGCUGCCCUCCAAGCUGGACAGGAGCAAGGGCAAGCGGCGGAAGAACAAGGCAGCCGCCCCCCAGCCUCGAGACCCAGAGAAGGUUGUCCGCCUGCACAGGCAGCAGUCGGCAGAGAGGCUGGACAUGAGGCCUAAAAACCACGGCCGGAGCGUUCCAAAACCCGUCCCGCCACCGAAAAGGAAGCCCGAGCCGGAACUCCGAAUGCCGGCCCCCAGCACGGUGCUUGCCGUGCCCCCCAAGAAGCGCCCCAACAUCCUGAAGCGGCUGCUUCUCUGCAUCAAGAACGUCUGGGCGAAGGUGCGAGGCAAACCUGUCAAGCCCCCCAAGAGGCAGGGCUCCCCGCCUGCCCUGCCCAAGUCCCCCGAGAGGCCGUGGUCCCCUUCGUCCUCUCCCGACGACUCCAAGCCCCCAAACCACGAGGGGAUCUUGCUCCACAGGCAGGACUCUCUGCUCACAAAUAUAAAUGCCUUGGAGCCCAGCCCCAGGCAAAGUUCCCGGAGGGUGUCCCUGCAGCUCGGCACGCCCAAGGCGCCACGGAGCCCCCAAAAGUCCGGGGCGCUGAAGAAAUUGUCCCGGCAACCCUCCCCGGUGCAGUUCAAGAAGGCCUCGUCCAAGCAGAAAUCCCACAGGAGCAGCGCGCCCUAAGGGCCUCAGCAAAGGCUCUCAGCCCGCUUGCCUUGGCGCGGAAAAGGCUCCGUGGCCAGAGGGCUGGGGAAGGGACUCUCCCGCAGGGACCUUUGCUUUCCUUAUCCUCCUACACAGGCGGGACACAGCUGGUCUGUGUUGCUUCGUUCCAGGCUGCAAAUAAAUUGGCUGGACGUUUACAUCUCUGUUCU
Podarcis lilfordi (Lilford's wall lizard) is the source of this 8417-nucleotide messenger RNA. The record is from the annotation of a GenBank genome assembly. Lineage: Eukaryota; Metazoa; Chordata; Lepidosauria; Squamata; Lacertidae.